Molecule: messenger RNA, 2235 nt
Organism: Scleropages formosus (Asian bonytongue)
Lineage: Eukaryota; Metazoa; Chordata; Actinopteri; Osteoglossiformes; Osteoglossidae
Product: actin-binding Rho-activating protein
Exons: 2
Coding region: 268-744 (158 amino acids)
Biological process (GO): positive regulation of transcription by RNA polymerase II; positive regulation of Rho protein signal transduction
Cellular component (GO): sarcomere
Molecular function (GO): actin binding
Source: RefSeq, a predicted model, not a curated record
CGUUGCGAAUUCGUUUUGUUUUCACGUCAGCGCUGUAGCGAUUGACUGUGGGUGUCUUCAUAAAAUCACCCCAGAGCGGUGGAGUAGGAGCUACACGUAGAAGUGAGAUGUAAGAAGGAGUUAAAGGACGGACACAGCUGAGCGGGCAGGAUUAACUCUCAUAAGAAUGCGCCGCGCAGCACGCGCCUGUAGUGUUUAUACAUUUCGACAGGAAGAAAACACACCUCAUUCGAACGACAGUGGUGGCCGGGUGGCGCGAGGCCCUCCAUGGAGACACGUGACACGAGCGCGCGCGCCGACCUCCUCGCGGAUCCCUCCGCGGGCCCCGUUCGAGGGUUGAAGGACAGCUGGCAGAACUGGUGCCGGGAUCAGCGCGAGUACCAGGAGCGCAAUCCCUUCAGCGGUGGCGGUGGCGGUCGGACCACCCCGCGGCUGACGAAGGGCCAGGAGGGCUACGGAAGGCCGCCCCAGGGCUCGAAGACGGAGCAGAGGGGCUUCGAUGCCCACUCGCACGUCGGCAGGGAGGUCCGCGAGCUCUGCGGCAUCAUCAGAGACGUCGGCCGGAGCUGCGAGGACGGAAGCGUGAUCGUGGAGUUUGGGAGACUCUUCGAGCGAUACGUGACCAUCUCCAACAAAGUGGUGGGCGUCCUGCUGCGCGCGCGCCGCCAGGGCCUCGUCCGCUUCCAGGGCGAGAUGCUGUGGCAGGGUCGGGACGACCAGGUCGUCAUCACCCUUCUGCCGUGAAAGGGCAAAGGUGGAACGCGACGAAACCGCAACGUGAAAUCCCCUGUCGUGUCGCCUCCGACAACGCAACGCCAGCGCGCUGCUACCCGCCGGACAAAUCGCCCGCUGCCCGGACCGGGUCGUGCGUUUGGGAUCCCGGACUUGCCUCCCUCCGACUGAAGAAUCAGCACCCGUGGGUCUAGACCACAGCGUCGACAUCCUUAGACUACGGCUCUGCCUGCACGCUAUACAUGUCCACAGUCGCCAGAGUAGAAUGCCCAGGGGAGGUGGACAGCCACUGGUACUCGGACCCCCAGAGGUUUAGUUUUCUCCCCUUCUUUGCUGGGGUUUUUUUGUUUUCCUCUCCACAGUCGCCACAUGGCUCAUGCAAACAGUUCUUUCCAUCUUAGAAAAUGAAAAUCUGUAUUGUACCAUAUUUCCCUCUCUGUUGUACCGCUCUCUGGAACUACGUUCAGCCCUCUGUCAUCUCGGCAGAGAAGCAGCCCUGGGAGCCCACCCGUCCGCAGCAUCUUCCACGGAACGUGUUGGAGCUCACAAUCGUAGGGCUUCCCAAGCUCAACGGAGUUUAAGCAGGGCAGGAUUGGAAAUUCUCAACCCCUCCGGUGUCCUUUGAGGAUGAAGGGCUCCUCCAUUGGUUCCACAAGUAGAAGAAAAUCUAUAAGGUUCUUGCUCAAUGUAAAUCUUGACAUUAGCCAGAGCCUCCUUUCCAGCACCCUCUUGUGCAUUUCCUCUGCUGUAAAACAUCCCCUGAUGCCCUGUCCCUCAGUCCCCUGUUUGCAAAUCGAGAGCUCCUGUCCCACUUCCACACAUAUUGAGGUUUGUUAGCCAAGAAACCGCUCAUCUGAUUUAUUUGACACACGCAGAUAAAACAAUGGGUGAUUUUCCAGCUCUAAAACAUUGUAUAAUUUCUGCAUAAUAAUUUGAAUUAAUGGGAUUUUGCACCCGGGUUAUUUAAGAAUUUAAUGUAUUCCCAGUACUCAGCAAUGUAUCAUUGUCAUAAAACGCGGUAAACGUGUAUCACGGCACAAUCCCACGUUAAUUUCCCGUAAGAAAACAGCUUUUGAAAAGAUAGUCUCUGUAUGGAAAUUUCACAAACGCUAGCAGGCUUGCAUUUCGAAUUAAUAGGAGGAAACAAAAGCACAGGAGAAAAGAGGGCUAGACGAACGAAAGCCAAAGCUGCAUUUCUGACUGCUGGUCUUGAAAUUAGACCGAUAUUAACUUACAAACAGUGUUUCAAAAAGCAAAGAGGCGGAAUCCUUGCAGCAUACAGGUAGAACGUGGUGUGUGAUGUAAUGUAGCCAUAAGAGGGCAAUCCUUCCCUAAGAAAGGUCGUGUUUGGCGCCGACACUGGGACGCUGUCACAUCCCAGUUAGAGGGAGGCGCUGGCAGUGACGGCAGACCAGCAGACCAGCAGACCGCCUUCUGUGCGCUGCUUCUUGCUUACGUUUAAGGUAGUGGGUCCCAAUAAAAACCCUACACUGUUUGAUUUGU